Molecule: messenger RNA, 1497 nt
Organism: Aureobasidium uvarum
Lineage: Eukaryota; Fungi; Ascomycota; Dothideomycetes; Dothideales; Saccotheciaceae
Source: the annotation of a GenBank genome assembly
AUGUCGUCGCGAAUGCCUUCUAUCCGUCGUCCUGUAAGGACAACAACAAAAGCCGAGGACCCGGUAGACAAUCCUGGCACUGUCAACAAGAGGAGCCAACUGCCACAGCUGACUCCUCGCUCACUCAAGAUAAGCAAAGAUGUUUCUGCCUCGAGCUUGCCCAUGUCCAGUCCGACAAGACCGACCAUGGCCAUCCCGACCAGUAGAAAGGAAGACAAGACUGCUAUGCCACCACCUUCGGCUCCUCUGGGUCGCACUCAAUCCAUUCGCACCCGACCAAUACCCCAGCCUUCGGCGUCUACUACCGCUACCUCUACAAGGUCAGGAAUGGUCCCUCCCCACGAUCGCUAUCAACUCGAGCACCCGCCUCUUCAACAGCCACUGCUCCGAAACCGCGCGUCGUAUCGCAUUCUCGAACAGCCAGUACCUCGACCCUCGCAGCAUCGAGCNACUGGUGACUCGACCAUGAAGCGUUCUGGCACCAUUACUUCAUCCUCGAGACAUGUUCGGUCGCAGAGUUCGACAACCACAGGGCUCAGUUCUAGACUCGCUACUCCCUCCGCCCCAUCGACUCCAACCUCGACCAGGAGCAGCGCAGAGCCCGCCAAGCCUCCUAUCCGACGUCUGGUUCGACCAGGCAUUACGUCGAGUGUUCCCAAUCUUGAGCCCCCUACCUCGAGGCCGGCAUUCAAUACACUGCAACAACACUACAGCCCUGCCAAAACCACUCUGCCCAAGCCGCCUGUACCGCCAUCGCGAGCCGCGCCAUCUGCAGAAGAAAAGGCCGUUCAGUCGGGUGCCGCCUUUGAAACGACAAAGUUGCAAUCUGAACUGCUGUACCUUUCGAUACUGCACGAGUCAGCCGGGCCAAACUUUCGGAAAUACGAGAAGAGCGCAAGGAAAGCACUUCAAGCAGAAUUCGAAGCAACUCAAGAUGAGGUGGAACAAAUACGAGAGCAAGAGCGGAUGUUCCAAGAACAAGGGAAUCUGGCUGCUAUAGCAGAUUGGUUGGGUGUCCAAGGAGCUCAUGCGAGCCCGGAAGCGGCAGAGAUGAUACAAAGUCUGAGUGGGUGCUUCAACGAAGUCAUGGUGCUGUCAUCUCCUGAAAGCAAAUAUACCGCGCUCGUACACGGCUUCUCGGAAUGGGCAAACGAGGCGACUGAGCAGGACAGGGCGCAUGUCUUCUCGGGACCCCUUCCGCAAGACUGGCAUCACACGCAUGCUUCUAUCACACAACGGCUCCGACUGGUAGAGCGAGAGGUCGAGCUGCUGCCCUCGGCACCUCCACGGAUAGGCGAAGCUGUAGACUCGUCGUUAUCCAUCAUGCUCAAAUGCUUGAAGGACUUGGUUUCAGGCAUGAAGGAGGAGUUGGAGGCUAUGGUGCGACUUGAGCAGCAGGUUGUGAGCACCGAGAAGCAGCGUGUGAGUGAUGCUGUGGCUGGGCUGUCUAUGGAUACUCUAUUGCAGUGCUCAGAAGAGUGGGCGGCUGCAUGGUAG